ACCCCGCAUCGCUAUGAUAUUAUGGGUAGGAAAUGAAGUGGAUGAGUACCGCAGAGCUGAGUGUGCCAGUCAUUUACCAGCAAUCAGGGCCUUCUUUAAGGAAGUUCACAUCUUUCUUCCUGCCCACACUUUGGAUGAAAUCACAGAGGAGAGGAUCUGUACACUGGCCUAUAAAGCUGCAGUGGUGACGCAGGGGCCGAGAGGGAGACCUGGCCGCCGGACAGAAGACAGACAGGCCAUUGUGGGCACUAAUUACAAGCGAACAAUCGCAGCUGCAGAGAUCCAGAGAAUCCAGAGAGAUUCUUUUUGGGCACAAGCGGAGAGAGAAGAGGAGGAAAGGAAAAAGGAGGAACAGCGGAGGGCAGCAGAGGACAGGAGGCAGAGAGAGAAGGAACAAUUGCUUCAGGAAAGGAGAGAUGCAAUAGAGAGAGAGAGGAGGAUGAAUGAAAAAGAACAGAAAAUAAAGGAGCAGAGGAGAAGACAAGCGCAAAUGGAGGCAGAGGCCCAGAAACGGGAGAACAUAAAAUGGGAGCACGAGGAAAGGGAGCGUGAAGAAGAGGAAAUUAGAGCUCGAUAUUCAUGCUCUCAAUCAGAGGAAAACGCUGCGGAGGCAGCAACUCUGGUGUCGCAGCGUGCUGUAAACCCCAGAGAGUUUUUCAGACAACUGUCCUUCUCAAGUGUCCACACAGCCUCCAGUCCCAGCUCCACAUCUCCAGUCAGGAGUCCCUAUAGACGACUGCAUCGCAGUCAGACGGACAAUAUCUUCAGUUUCAAUGAAUCACCUUCUUCUACACCUACAUCUCCAUACAGAUCAUCAAUGGUAUCACCUUACUUUCCAUCGACUCCCACAUCCCGGAGCCCAAUCCUUUUCACUAGCACUAUAGCUUCCUCGCUUCAGAAUGGUGCAGUGGUAUCUACCAAAAGCCAGAUCCAGCUAUCUUCACCUAAGACGAUGGAGCCACGGCUCCAAACUCAACCAUCACCUACAAUCGAUGCAACUGCAUCUGAAAUCAAAACUCCUAUCAGUGAUAUACUAGACAGUCUGGUCUUUUAUCCACCUCUACCAACCCCUGAGCAGCUCCAACCAGAUGAAUCAGAGACAGUGGAUGAGUUUCCUCCACCUCCCCCUGGUUUUGAGAAUUCACCUGAACGGUCUGUGGACCAGCCUGAAACACUUGACGACCCCUUAGACCCUAUUCUUCCUCCAUCAUGUGUUUUGGUACCUGAGCCACCCACCAGGCCACUUCCUGCUCUGCCCGUUGCUCCACGAAUGCUGAAAGACCUGGAAGCGGAGAGGGAUUUUACUGCUCGGGCAUUGGCAAUAUCUACGGUUGAGGAGGAGGAGGAUGAAGGGAAUGGAGAAAAAGAGAUGAAAUAUGAGGGGAAAGAUGCAGUAGGGAAGGGAGGUGGAGAACAGAGAGUUGAAACGGGAGAGAAGAAGAACAGAGGACAGGAGGAACAUGAUGGCAUGACUAUGGAAAAACACGAAAGUGAAAAAGAAUCAAAUGGUAAAAUGAUGGAGAGAUAUGAGAGUGGAAAAGAUGGGAAAAUGUUGGAAGAAUGUGAGAGCGAAGAAAAACAAGAUGGAAACAUGGAAGAACAUGAUAGUGAAGAAGAUAAAGUUGGGAAAAUUGUGGAAGAAUUUGAGAGUGGCAAAAUUAUGGAGGAACAAGAGAGUGAAAAAAUAAGGUUAGAAUGUGUGCCAGAAAAAGAGCAGGAUAGGGAAAUUACAGAAAAACAUGAGGAAGAUCGAAAAUAUCUGGAAGAACAGGAAAAUGAAAAAAACAUGGAAGAAUAUAAGCAAGAUGGGAAUGUUGUGGAAGCAUUUGACAGUAAAAAGGAACAAGACAAGAAAAACAUGGAAGUAUUUGUGACUGAAAAAACACAAUGUGGGAAAAUGAUGGAUGAACGUGGGCAAGAAAACAAGCAAGAUGGGAAAAUCGUAGAAAAAUGUGAGGAAGAACAUGAAAGUGAAAGGCAAGAAAAUGAGGAAGGUGGGAAAACUGCAGAAAAAUGUGAAGAAUAUAAGAGUGCAAAAGAAAUUGAUGGAAAAAUUAUGGAAGAACAUGGAAGCAAAGAAAAACAAGAUGGGAAAAUUAUGGAUGCAUUUGACAGUGAUAAAGAACAAGAUGGGACAAACAUGGAAGUAUUUGAGACUGAAAAAUUACAAUAUGCAACAAGGAUGGAAGAAUGUGGGCAAGAAAAUGAGCAAGAUGGGAAAACUGUAGAAAAACAUAGUAAAAAUCUGGAAGAACAUGAAAGUGAAAAAGAAGAAGGUUGGAAAGUUGUGGAAGUAUUUGUGACUGAAAAAACACAAUGUGGGAAAAUUAUGGAUGAGCGUGGGCAAGAAAAUGAGCAAGGUGGGAAAAUCGUAGAAAAAUGUGAGGAAGAACAUGAAAGUGAAAGGCAAGAAAAUGAGGAAGGUGGGAAAACUGCAGAAAAAUGUGAAGAAGAAUAUAAGAGUGCAAAAGAAAUUGAUGGAAAAAUGAUGGAAGAUCAUGGAAGCAAAGAAAAACGAGAUGGGAAAAUUAUGGAUGAGCGUGGGCAAGAAAAUGAGCAAGGUGGGAAAAUCGUAGAAAAAUGUGAGGAAGAACAUGAAAGUGAAAGGCAAGAAAAUGAGGAAGGUGGGAAAACUGCAGAAAAAUGUGAAGAAGAAUAUAAGAGUGCAAAAGAAAUUGAUGGAAAAAUGAUGGAAGAUCAUGGAAGCAAAGAAAAACGAGAUGGGAAAAUUAUGGAUGCAUUGGACAGUGAUAAAGAACAAGAUGGGACAAACAUGGAAGUAUUUGAGACUGAAAAAUUACAAUAUGCAACAAGGAUGGAAGAAUGUGGGCAAGAAAAUGAGCAAGAUGGGAAAACUGUAGAAAAACAUAGUAAAAAUCUGGAAGAACAUGAAAGUGAAAAAGAAGAUUGGAAAGUUGUGGAAGUAUUUGAGAUGGAAAAAAUACAAUAUGUGAAAAUGAUGGAAGAAUGUGGGCAAGAAAAUGAGCAAGAUGGGAAAACUGUAGAAAAACAUAGUAAAAAUCUGGAAGAACAUGAAAGUGAAAAAGAAGAUUGGAAAGUUGUGGAAGUAUUUGAGAUGGAAAAAAUACAAUAUGUGAAAAUGAUGGAAGAAUGUGGGCAAGAAAAUGAGCAAGAUGGGAAAACUGUAGAAAAACAUAGUAAAAAUCUGGAAGAACAUGAAAGUGAAAAAGAAGAUUGGAAAGUUGUGGAAGUAUUUGAGAUGGAAAAAAUACAAUAUGUGAAAAUGAUGGAAGAAUGUGGGCAAGAAAAUGAGCAAGAUGGGAAAACUGUAGAAAAACAUAGUAAAAAUCUGGAAGAACAUGAAAGUGAAAAAGAAGAUUGGAAAGUUGUGGAAGUAUUUGAGAUGGAAAAAAUACAAUAUGUGAAAAUGAUGGAAGAAUGUGGGCAAGAAAAUGAGCAAGAUGGGAAAACUGUAGAAAAACAUAGUAAAAAUCUGGAAGAACAUGAAAGUGAAAAAGAAGAUUGGAAAGUUGUGGAAGUAUUUGAGAUGGAAAAAAUACAAUAUGUGAAAAUGAUGGAAGAAUGUGGGCAAGAAAAUGAGCAAGAUGGGAAAACUGUAGAAAAACAUAGUAAAAAUCUGGAAGAACAUGAAAGUGAAAAAGAAGAUUGGAAAGUUGUGGAAGUAUUUGAGAUGGAAAAAAUACAAUAUGUGAAAAUGAUGGAAGAAUGUGGGCAAGAAAAUGAGCAAGAUGGGAAAACUGUAGAAAAACAUAGUAAAAAUCUGGAAGAACAUGAAAGUGAAAAAGAAGAUUGGAAAGUUGUGGAAGUAUUUGAGAUGGAAAAAAUACAAUAUGUGAAAAUGAUGGAAGAAUGUGGGCAAGAAAAUGAGCAAGAUGGGAAAACUGUAGAAAAACAUAGUAAAAAUCUGGAAGAACAUGAAAGUGAAAAAGAAGAUUGGAAAGUUGUGGAAGUAUUUGAGAUGGAAAAAAUACAAUAUGUGAAAAUGAUGGAAGAAUGUGGGCAAGAAAAUGAGCAAGAUGGGAAAACUGUAGAAAAACAUAGUAAAAAUCUGGAAGAACAUGAAAGUGAAAAAGAAGAUUGGAAAGUUGUGGAAGUAUUUGAGAUGGAAAAAAUACAAUAUGUGAAAAUGAUGGAAGAAUGUGGGCAAGAAAAUGAGCAAGAUGGGAAAACUGUAGAAAAACAUAGUAAAAAUCUGGAAGAACAUGAAAGUGAAAAAGAAGAUUGGAAAGUUGUGGAAGUAUUUGAGAUGGAAAAAAUACAAUAUGUGAAAAUGAUGGAAGAAUGUGGGCAAGAAAAUGAGCAAGAUGGGAAAACUGUAGAAAAACAUAGUAAAAAUCUGGAAGAACAUGAAAGUGAAAAAGAAGAUUGGAAAGUUGUGGAAGUAUUUGAGAUGGAAAAAAUACAAUAUGUGAAAAUGAUGGAAGAAUGUGGGCAAGAAAAUGAGCAAGAUGGGAAAACUGUAGAAAAUCAUGAACACGGGAAAAGUUCGGCAGAACAUGAAAACGAAAAUCAACAGAACUGCAAAAUGAUAGAAGACUGUGGGAUUGAAAAAAUACAAUAUGGGAACAUCAUGGAGGAACAUGAAAGUGAAAACAAACAAGAUGGGAUGAUUGAAAACCAACAGGACAUACAGAACCAAGAUAAGGAACGAAUGUCACAUGUGGAUGUAGAUAAAGCAGUGAACGUGACUGUGCUCAGGAAGGAGCAAUCAUACACAGAGAUUAUAAAGAGGGAUGGGACAACAGAAGUACGUUUCAAAAAUGAGAAGAAACCUUUAAUCCAGACAGAGGAGGCUGACACAGUUUUUUCCCAGCAUGCACUCUUUCCAGAAUCGCAUGCUACAGAGCCAUCUCCAGUUAAUGAAGCAUGUAUUCCUGAAAGUAUUUCAACCACUCAAGAUAAAAACGAGUUACAGAUGUGCUCAACUCGUACCUCAUCUCAAAUAAACUUACCAACCAUUCAGGUCGAGUCAGAUCUUUCUAGUUUGAGCAAUCAAAGCGAUUCAGACAUAAAAGAGAAGACUGAAUCUAUUGACUCUCAAGCUUCCUCAGAGAUCUCCAAGAACAGCCCAGAUGCCACAUCAGCAGAACAGACUCCUGCAGUGAAGGAUGAACAACAGACAGAUGCAGAAAUGCUUCAAGAGGAUAAGAUUGUGGACGGCAGCAAUGAUUUGGCUGAGGGGAUUGAUGCUGAGUCCAAGACAUCACCUUUAUCUGAGAAUCAAGCCAGGACUGGACAAUCAGAUGAGGGGGAGGGGCUUGUACCUGUCAGUCAUUUCCCCGAAGACACAGAUUCUGCAGUGGACCUAAAAUAUUGUAUUACUCAUCAGCUGGAUCCGACUAAUGACAUAAGUGAUGUUGAAGAGGGAGAAGAGGCUAUAUCACUCCUAGCCAGUGACACAGAUGUGGAGCAAAACUUAAAAUGUGAUUCUGACUCUGAUCAAGUAAAUAAAGACAUUGAACAUGAAAUUCUGCAGAACUGCGAAACCAUCGCGGAAACACCCAACGACAGGAGGAAUGAUAAGACAGCCGAAGAAAAAUGAAGAACAUAAUUGGAGGCAUCAUGGGAACUCUGCAGCAAUCAUAGAGGAGCCCAUUUGGAGAAAUAUGACCAAUAGAUGUUUCUCUUAACCAAUCACUGAAGGUCUUUCUCCAGAUUAUUCUCAUAUGUGCCCAAUAAUGCAAUAUAUGUAAGUAGCACACGUUCAGGACUGUGUCCACAAAUGCACUCAAUAUACAAUGUGUAUUAUAACGUGAAUAUGUAUAUAUAUUUAUAUUUUUAAAUCUUAAGAAUAUAAAAGAGAAAAAUGUUAUGAUGUAUAAUAAAGAAGCUGUUUUUCUCAAAUCAUGCUGGGGAACAUAAUCAUCAUCACACACCAAAUACUGAGACAUCAUAAAUUCAUGUUCAUUUUUUUUCUGUUCAGCUGUUCACUUAAACUGUUAUAUUUAACCAAGAUUGCACUAUAUUAUAAAAGAAGCAUUUUCACAAGUGGACUCAGACUUCUGAACCCCACUGUUGGUUAUGUAUAGUUACAGAGCAUAUUUAUUAUUAAUUUUUCCUCUCAAGCAAAAUAAACUUGCUAGAAAUGUUGUUACUGUAUAAUGGUUCUUACUUUCCAAUAAAGAUUUCU
Molecule: messenger RNA, 6112 nt
Organism: Sinocyclocheilus grahami
Lineage: Eukaryota; Metazoa; Chordata; Actinopteri; Cypriniformes; Cyprinidae
Product: trichohyalin-like
Exons: 12
Coding region: 14-5524 (1836 amino acids)
Biological process (GO): regulation of actin filament polymerization; positive regulation of axon extension; postsynaptic actin cytoskeleton organization
Cellular component (GO): dendrite; site of polarized growth; postsynaptic density
Molecular function (GO): actin filament binding
Source: RefSeq, a predicted model, not a curated record